AGGGGGGUUUUGGGGAAGGAGAGAGUAUCGGGAGGGGAAGAGUGUUUAGGGUUAGGGUUAGGGUUUGGUAUGGCGGGGAGGAGCCGGAAGGAGGCGGCGGCGGAGGGGCAGAGGCACCUGGAGGAGACGAUCGCCGCGGCGUUCCAGAUCCUCUCCUCCAUGAACGACGAGCUCUGCAACCCCGCGCUCUGGUCAUCAUCCUCCUCCUCCUCCUCCGCCGCCGCCGCCGCCGCCCAUCCUCCGCCCACCGGCGCCGGCGGCGGAGGCGUCGACUCGUCCGACUCCUCCUCUCACAUCUCCGACGGCGCCGCCGCCACCGCCUCCGCCGCCUCCGGCGGAGGAAGCGGCGGAGCUCUCGACGACGCCCGGCACCGGUACAAGUCGGCGGUCGCCGCGCUACGCGCUUCCAUCGCCGCCAUUUCCGCUUCUACUCAGGAGGUGAGCACAUUGGAACCAAAAGCAGAUCAAGUAGAAAUCGAGAGGCUCGAAGAGCGUGCAUCGGCCCUCCGAAAGGAGAUCGAAAUCAAGAACAGGCAUUUGAAGCUCCUCAUCGACCAACUACGCAACCUGAUCGCCGACAUAUCGAUGUGGCAGAGCCCCUGUUCCGUGUGAAAUCGCGAGUUUCGCGGCCGCUCGGCUAUUCAGAGGAACAGAAUUGUAUUCCUUUGUAUGUUCUCUCUUCUAAAGUGUUGUUAUGUGUUUACAGUGAUUCUCACAUGUGUAUAAAAGCAGAAUAUUACGGAGAUUUUUGGCUCUCUUUGCCUUCGUUUAUUUGUUAGAAAUAAAUUCAGCUAGAAAUUUGUUUGCUA
Messenger RNA from Ananas comosus (pineapple), 809 nucleotides. Its product is annotated as mediator of RNA polymerase II transcription subunit 30. The transcript is spliced from 3 exons. The record is from RefSeq and is a predicted model, not a curated record. Bases 70 to 612 code for a protein of 180 amino acids. Gene Ontology annotation, cellular component: mediator complex. NCBI's taxonomy places the organism in Eukaryota, Viridiplantae, Streptophyta, Magnoliopsida, Poales, Bromeliaceae.